GAGGCAGAAAGUGGGAAACAAAGGAGGAGCGGGGCUUGGUGAUUCAGUGUGGACUGACAGACAGAUCGGAGCAAGCUUGUAUGAAAUGCAUUGUUAAGGGUUGAACAGAACAUGCUCAUGUGUGAAAAAGUAAUAAUUGCCUGAAGAACUUUCCAAUCUGACUAGCUUCUAUUAAUUCAGAGGAGAGAGAGAGAAGGAGAAAGUGACUUGGGACCUAUUGGAAAACUCUUUGGUGUGGCCACCUUCACACACCAGGGUAAAUCUGGUCAUCAAUUCCUGUCACAAGUGAGAUGGUGAAAGACGCUGGAGAUCAUCAGGAAGAAAUCAAAAUGAAAGUCAGGAACUCAGCUGACGAUGCACAGCAGGAAGGAACGCAAGAUGCAUCGGCUGGAGGACUUGCCAAAGGGACAGCAGGAGCACCGCAAGGCAAUUUCUCAAAAAUUAUUGCCUACAUUCUCCUGGGACUCUUUGUUCUGCUGAUCAUAAUAUUUGUCGUUGGACUUCUGAAAUUUAAACAGAUAUCCAAUGAAAUUAAAGAUUUGAGGAAUGAUGUGACAGCCCAACUUGCCAACAUGAAGCAAGAGUUGGCCAAUGAAAUACACAGUAGCCGCAAACAGUUAUCCCAAAGGCAGACAAAUAUCCUGCAAGCUGUUGCAUCAGUCUCCGAAGAUAUGAAGCAGAGUCAGUCAAAGAUAAAAAAUGACAUUGCAAAUCUGGCUUAUCAAACACGCCGAGGACAUGACGACAUUACAGAUCAGCUGAAAGAGAUGAAGGAGAACUGUCAGCCCCAAUUCGAGUGUCCUGACCAAUGGACAGAAUUCCACCAAAAAUGUUACUACUUUUCACCCAACACGGAAGAUUGGUCAACAUCACAGAGAUUCUGCUUAUCGAAGAUGUCUAAUCUGGUUGUUAUUAACAGUGCCGAGGAACAGGGAUUUUUGAAUAAAGGAAUUGAAUCAAAUCGACACUGGAUUGGACUCAACGAGACAAAUAACAUGGAUAAUUGGGGUUGGGUGGAUGGAACACAAUAUAAUACUACAUUCAAGUUUUGGGCCCCCGGUGAACCAAAAGACCUUGGGAGUUAUGAAGCUUGUGGCGGUAUGAAGAGUGAUGGGAGAUGGAAUGUCUACUCGUGUAGUCAGAAACUGAACUACAUUUGUGAACGCCCAGUUUUCUGUCAUUUCAAAUAACUUGCUGCAUCAGGGAAAAACCUAAACUUAUUUUUGUUUCCAUAUCUACCUUCUGAUUUUAGAUAUGAAUCUUGGCCUCAUCAUUCAGGCUAACUCCCCUGCCCAAGGUACAAUAACCUCUCAUCUGUUUAAUUCCAGUUGUUCAAAAUACCAAAACAAACAGCACUUCUUACCCCUACCUUUAAGGCACAUCAGAAAGAAAUACAUGACAGAAUUUAGUUCUGCCUGUUUUUUUUCCUGCCUAGAAAACUUAUUUCAACCAAUUUUAUUGUAUUAUUCUGCUUAAUGUCAUGCUAUAGUAAUUGUUUGAACCAGGAAUGUGUGAGAAUUUUACAUUUUCUACUCAAUGUCCAUUCUGCCAGAGAUGAGCAUGUGCUAUAAAUUCUGAACACCAGCCACUUCAUGGCAAGCUUAGCUUUCUGUUUGUAUUCACCCUCCUCAAGUAUUUUCCAACUUGCAGACCUUUUUUGGGGAAUCCAAGCAAAGAGUGGUCCCCACAGCUAUCUCAUGGCACCUCCUCCCUGCUCUGAGGCACCGGGGCAUUUUUGCCUUUCACCUUUUGAAUUCUGGAGCCCAGGCUGUGAGUGUUAGUUAUGCUGGAACGAAACAUCAGCUGACUCCACUGCAAAAUCCUCCCUGAUGCCUUUUCUCGUUUUGAAUCUGGAAUAGCCCCUCUAUGUGAUAAAUGUGUGCAAGAAUUUAAACCUUUGCUUGUUUGGAAUGUUUACAGUGUGGAUCAGACCACUUCAAAUAAAACAAAAUACAAUUCUUUCA
Molecule: messenger RNA, 1964 nt
Organism: Hemiscyllium ocellatum (epaulette shark)
Lineage: Eukaryota; Metazoa; Chordata; Chondrichthyes; Orectolobiformes; Hemiscylliidae
Product: C-type lectin domain family 10 member A-like
Exons: 11
Coding region: 291-1190 (299 amino acids)
Molecular function (GO): signaling receptor activity
Source: RefSeq, a predicted model, not a curated record